Diuraphis noxia (Russian wheat aphid) is the source of this 1924-nucleotide messenger RNA. RefSeq lists its product as uncharacterized. Lineage: Eukaryota; Metazoa; Arthropoda; Insecta; Hemiptera; Aphididae. Gene Ontology annotation, biological process: cilium assembly. The record is from RefSeq and is a predicted model, not a curated record. Gene Ontology annotation, molecular function: microtubule binding. Gene Ontology annotation, cellular component: microtubule; cilium.
AUUUUUUUUUGUGGCCAGAUAAACACUGAUUCUCUCAUGAUCUCCAUUAUUUGUUCACUAAUUAAAUGAUGGUAGUGAAGUCAGUAUCGUUGGUUGAGUUAAAAAAACAACAAUGGGCCAAAGAAAAAGAAGAGCUUGUAAAAUUAAACAGUUACUGGAGAAAUCAAAACACGCCAAUUGUUUUCAAUGACCAGAGGGGUCAUGUUAUUUAUCCGGAAAUACGUUCAAAUGAUAUUGAUCGUCUAGCUAUAUACAAAGAUUUACAAACACAAAAAAAUUUAAGUUUUCCUCCAAUUUCUCAGGAUAAUCAAAAACAAAACUUACACAAAAAUACCUACAUAAAUAAAAUUGAAAAAGAUCUAAACAUUGAUACUGGAGUGAUGGAUGAUUCCAAACCAAAAAGCACUCAUACAAUAUUAAAUCGGACAUACACAAUUUCAAAAGAAAACAAUACUAAUGAAAGAGGAGGAACACUAGAAAGACAAAAGUGGGAUAAACAAUAUAAUGCUUUAAAUGGUGGAUUAAACGAUCAAAACUUCAAUUCAAAUGAGAAAAAAUACUUAACCAAUGAAAAAAAUGAGACACCAACUUGGGUAGAAUAUUCAUCAGAAAACCCUUCUGCAACCAAUGAAAUUGGAAAAACACAAUUCCAAAACACUCAUAAACCUUCAGAUUUUGGAGGUAGCUGUGAUACUUUAAGUUCAUUAGAUUCAAACAACGUUUAUAACAGGACUUACUUGUUAGGGCAAAAUAUUCCAUUAACCUCUGAAGAAUUAGCAGCCAGAGAAAUUAAAAGGCAAAAAGCAAUGGAACUUCAAGAAGCUAUAAAACAACAGCUAAAAGAAAGACAAUUAAAAAAAAAGGAAGAACUUGAAAAGAAAAAACAAGACGAUUUGGUUGAAGAAAGACGUAUACAAAGACAACAAGAAAUUGAAAAAAAGCGGUUAGAAGACGAAUUGAAGCGACAAAGGGAAAAAGAAUUGUUUGACGAACGCAAAGCAAAAGCAAUGCAAGAAGUUUUGGAGAAUGCACAAAAACAAGCAAAGGAGGACAAAUCCAAACACAUGCAAAAAAAGCGACAAAAUCAGGAAGAAAUCAAAGAUAAGAUUUCUACAGAACCUACAGUGGUAGUCAGUAACAGCAGUGAAUCCUGUGAACCUAAGUGUGAAACUAAGUGUGAACCUAAGUGUGAAACUAAAAUUUGCCUAGAACCCAAAGCACAACUAAAUACAUCGAGUCCAGUAGAGAUUAAAGAGAUCCCUAAGUUGCCGGACGUCGACGUGACACUUCAAACUUCACUCUCUCCACUAAACCACCAAAAAGUGUUGACACCGAGCAAAUUUCGAAAUCAGACUACUAGUGUUGCAAUCCAAACUGACAUUUUAAAGAAACCCGUGAAAACUUCAGUUGGUAAUGCAUAUCAAAAAUCUAUAGAUUUAGACCAAAGGCCUAAAUGGGGAGUGAAUCGACCAGAAGUACAGUACAUCAAGCAAAGUGCCAAAGAUCCGAAUUACCAGUUGAAACUGAGACAAAAGUCGCCAUGGACAAGACGGAUAAAUAAUGCAAAUUCAGCGAAAAGCCAAUCACCAAACGUAAAUGGACGAGCCGGCUUAACGUUUCCGGAUAAUUAUUCAAAAAAGACGUUUGCAUACGGCCGGCCAAAUUUUGCAGAAAUGAAAAACAGUAAUAGUGUUUCAAAUAAAACUCCUUCGUUAUCAGAAAGCAUAUCAGUUAGUGAUGUGUUAUACCAAUUAUCAUCGUUACGAAAAGUACUAGAAACCAAACGAAAACAUUGGAAAAGUGUUAUUGCUGACGAAUCACCAUCAUCGGAUUCUUCAUGAUUAUUUAAUAUUAAAUUUAUAUAGCAUUAAUAUUAUCUAAAUCUUAGGACUUGGAACUAUACAUAUAGAAGUAGAAAAAAUGA